Molecule: messenger RNA, 842 nt
Organism: Teleopsis dalmanni
Lineage: Eukaryota; Metazoa; Arthropoda; Insecta; Diptera; Diopsidae
Exons: 5
Coding region: 51-788 (245 amino acids)
Source: RefSeq, a predicted model, not a curated record
UGUUUUGUGUCAUAGUAAAAAAAAAUUAUAAUUCUAAAUUUUCUACUACAAUGGUAUCGAAGAAAAAACGUAGGCAUAUGAAAAAAGUGGAGGUAGGUGAGUAUAUAUCUCCUGUAGUUGAAGACAGAGCUACUGAAAUACCUAAUAAUGGAGUGGUAAAAACUAACGGAGAAGGUACUAAGAAUAACAUUAAAAUAGGCUCAAACCAAAUUAAUGUGAACAAUAAGCAAAAUAAGGCUCCGGAGUUAAAAACCCUCACAGUGUCAAAACGAGAGAUUGGUAUACAAGUGACGCCUCCUCCACAUUCUCAAGGCAGAGAAGCAGAACGAGUGGCAAAGUAUAUUAAAGCCAUAGGGCGAGAUCCUGUUUUACAAAAAGCUAUUAUCUGGGGCAAAAACGAAGAUAAAAAGUUCAAAGCUGAAGAUGAUGAGUCUGCUUCAGGUUCAAGUACACUUUGUGAUCAUAAUGAUGUAUCCACAGAUGAUAGCCAGGUAAUUUGUGUAUUAAAACCAACCGGUGAAAAAAAACACAAGGAAACUCUGAUUAAACUUGGGCCUAAAACUGCUAAACCUCCUAGUAGACUUAAAUAUGCAAUUGAGUUAGCUCAGAAAGAGUUGACGAGUAUGUAUGGGCAUCUUACUGAAUUGCAUGAAAUUAUGAAAGCUAAAAUUUUACAAGGAGAAAAGAUGAGUGAGAUUCCUGAAGCUCUUGAGUUUGCAGAAAAACGUUAUGAGUUUGAGAACUAUCAAGUUCUUUUUAAAGAGCUUGUUACUGCAAAUGAUAAGUAAAUAAGUUCUAUUUUUCUCUAAUAAUAUGGUAUGUGUUAAUUUAAAUUUUUUUCG